Astrephomene gubernaculifera is the source of this 428-nucleotide messenger RNA. Lineage: Eukaryota; Viridiplantae; Chlorophyta; Chlorophyceae; Chlamydomonadales; Astrephomenaceae. The record is from the annotation of a GenBank genome assembly.
CACAGCCUGACGGAUAAGCAGCAGAAGCUGGCGGAGAAGAUCAGGUCCAAGGAGUGGCGGCUGGGCAACCUGCGCACUGAGAGUGAGCGCAUCCGCGCCAAGGAGCGGCAGGAGGGCGGGCUGAGUGCGGGGCAGGCGGCCACCCUGGCUAGGAACCACGAGGUCAUGGACCGGCUGUCGGAGGAGGUGGAGGAGGUGGAGGAGGCGCUGCGGGAGAGCAUCCGGGACUCGCUCAUGGAGAAGCACCGAGAGGCCCAGGCGGCUCGCGGCGAGGGCAAGAAGCGGCGGAGGGGCGGCGAGGAGGAGGAGGACGACGCCGGCAGCGAUAGCAGCGAUGAAUUUUUUGACCGUACGGCAGCGGGGGGUGGUAAGGAGGGCGGAGGAGGCAAGAGGAGGCAGAAGGGCGGCGGCGGUGCUGGGGCGGCAGG